AUGACCAAAAAGAUUGAUGCGGCUAAAAGCGCAAUUGUGUUCGAAGUGGACCCUAACGAGUGUCCCUUCAGAGAGUUCAGGGAUAAUGAACUGCAUCCAGAUUUGUGGGGAAUGGGUCCAGCAGCAAUGAGAGCCGCUAUGCUGCUCAGCAAGACCGCAACUAAAGCGUCUUCCGAAGCGGCCUGGGUGGACGACCAGACGCAACCGCUGCCAAGGUCUGUGAGACAGUAUCUGCACGGGUGGAUACGAGCUGAAGACUUGGCCUUGGACAGGUGGGAUGCGGAGGUCGUUAUUUUUGAGAGUAACGACGGAGGCAAGAUGUCACCAAUAGAGAUACAAUUGAGUCAUGCCCAGGUUUUGCUGCGCUCAUCAUUCUGCAGGCGGGUUAUGUCAGCGUGUUUUAUGCUGGAGAGGCUUGAGGGUUUUGUGAUUGAGCAUCAAUGGGAGAAUUUCGCGUGCACCCUUCAGCCUGAAGGCUGGCGAGCUCGCUACCACGUCUACUCCCCUGGCAUUAAACCUGGUGGUGGUCAACAGCAUAGACCAGGACUCUCCAAGAAUGGCUGUUACCUCGUAAGACUGUUCCACCUUGGAGCCUGGCGCUGCGUCUGGGUCAGCGACCAGGUACCGGUGGACGCCAUAGACUCCCCCCUCCUGCCGUUCUCACCCCUCAUCAUCCACACGCCUGUCCAAAAAGCUGGACCUGCGCAGAAGCAAAUAAUAACGACUGUUACUUCGCAAUACGUUCAUUUGUGGCCCUUGUUGCUUUGUAAGGCGCUUCUGAAACUGGCGGCGCCUGAUAUGAAUUCCGACGAAGGAACAGAUAAUGCUGAAGACGAGCCAAUGUCUGAAUUCAGCGUACUUCACGCCUUGACAGGGUCUUUGCACAUGGUUUAUAGAGGGCUUGACGCCGAGGGUCUAUGGGAACUCAUCACGUCAGAAGUGCCCAUGUUCUCGUGGGAUGAUGACGACGACACCAUGGCCAGCACGGUCAAGUCCAAGAGUACCAAGAAACCAACUAAUAAGGACAGCGCUGUGGUCAAGCGUGGAUCAAUGGCGUCAAUACUGCUGGAAGACACCAAGAACUUGCAGCCUUAUCAUCUGCCCGGAAUCACUCCUGCGCACGAAAUGGAUCUACUUAUAUCAAUGGCUAGGGAUUUGCCCAUCAAGAAACCACUUCCAGAACCCGAGGUGUCACCGUGGAAGCAGUAUCGAUGGGUGGACUGGGCGAGAAGUCAUGGUCUGUAUGAUGCGUACGAGUGUCCAAGGACAAGGUAUCUGAAAGUGAACGGAUUGUUGAAGCUGUCUCACGCUCCUCAUCUGUUGGAUGUCGGCAGUACUGAAUCGAUAACGUUUGCUUUUAGACAACUCCACGAGAGAGCUGACCCGAAUGAGCUCCAACUCCUAGUGAAAGGUCUCGACAUUCUAUUCUACCCUUCAAUGUACGAGUUCACGUCAUCAGCCAGCAGUCCACCGGUCAGGAUCACGAAAGCACCUCCCAAUAGAGCGAUCGACGUCCCAGCCCCAAAAUGUGAACCCCUUUACCUCCAAAUCGACAGUCCCGAUGACAAUUUACUGAGGAUAUCACUAAGCAUACUGCACCCAAGAAUUCUGCUGAACUGCGGUAUACCUAACGAAGAUUAUAUAGAGCCAGGUUAUAUGGUGUUGGAGGAAUUCGAGUGGUUCAAAGAUUGUGAUUUGCCUAAAGCCAAAGGUUUCAUUCAGACUAGGGGUUAUGAUACUGUCGAAGUGGAGUUCCAUCCUGGAAGACAUUUUUGCAGAAUCUGGGUCCAUUCUCGUACAAACUGGCAUAUGAUGCUGAUCAGUGAAUCUGCACUUCUAUUGGGACCCCGAGAUUUGAUCCAAUGUGCUACAGUCAGAGAAUGUCCAUGGGCAGCUAAGUUUCUCACCAACCUUUCAACAGCAUUCGUAACUUGGGUGCGAGGUGCUAGAUCUAACACGGAUAUGGCAAGCGCUGAUAGGGAUUUCUAUAGAUCAUACCAACCGGAUCUGCCAUGGGACCCUGAAGUGGUAGGUUACGAGAAGUAUCUCCUUCACUGGAUGUUCCGCCAGGCAUUGCAAGCUCAUCUCAUCAAGAAACUGUCACAUCCAGAGUUUCAAGCAGUUUGCAAUGUUCUAAGGAGAUAUUUUUGUGAUCCCGACUUUGGAUUUCCACCGAAACCAAAACCGACAAGGUCUUUGAGAGAAAUCGUUGAUUUGGAUCCGUGUGACUGUCUAAUGCCCGAGAUGGAGGAAGAUGAACAAGUGGAAGAAAUGGAAGAACAGUCACCGGAAGUCCAAUCAUUAGUGGAUGCAGAAACAAUGGAAAAGCUUCUUCUGCCACCACAACCGCCUGUCACUUCCCAAGUUUGCGAACUGGCUACAGAGGAACUCCCUUGUGGAGUCCUGAAGGAGGAACGAGAUAAGGUCAUAAGAAGGCACGAGGCUGCCACAGUGUUACAGGCCCAUUGGAGAGGCACCUGGGCCAGGAUGUGUUUGAAUACCACGCCAAUGAUUUCUCCUGAUGUUUUGAGAAUUAUACUAGACAACGCAUUCGGUAACCUCGAGUCUUUAUCGGACGUCAUGAACCAAUUCUUUUCCAUGUACCCUGGAGCUAAAUACGCUUACUCUGUUGCGUCUGCGCUGAGUGGAGUGUACAGUUUGAAUCAGCACAGCGGUGUUACUCACGUAUCGCCUAAAACCGUAUGGGUACCAUUUUUCACUGGAACUUUCUACUGUCAUUCGCCAGUGAAGGUACACUUUGAUGUUGGCAGCUCCCUGCAGCAGAACACCUUGGCUGUGUAUGACAAUGACACGGGAACUCAAUUGCCGCAAGUCUACAAUUCUCACAUAACGUUUGAUGUCAAACCUAAUAUGUUUGGAUACUCUGUGCUGGGCCACGGAGCUCUCACGAGUCCAGCAGGCGCCAACUCCGACGUCCACUGGCAAUUAACAGUGCUGUGUUCCACUGAAGGUGCUUUCCACGUCUGCGACAAUGAUACUGAGAAAUGCAACGAAAUUCCUCUCCAACAUGCCACCAAAUUGCACGUUGAUGAGAUCUUUAUACCGAAUAGACGAAACAUAUUGGGUGGUGUCCAAAUAUCUGUGACCAAACAUGAGACUGUCAGCUUCAGAGCUGCCGCUACUUCGUCUGAGCUGGAAUUAGAAGCAGUGUUACGAACUACCAAAGACGGGAUUGCUGAAGAAAUUGCCCGAUGUUCCGGCAAAGGAGAGUUGAACUGGCCGUAUAUAAGGCUGACACCUUAUCGGUCGCAUAGUACGGCGCCGCUGAAAAAGAUCAAAUCAUACUCACAAGCGAAUUUGCAGAGUUCAGUAGAAAAACCGACGAUGUUGAGCGCUCGUUCAAUAAAAGGAGUCAAAGUUAUUAAGCCUAGUUCGGCAAAAAGUCGAUCUCUUAGCAAGGUAAGUCAUUAUUUUAAGUUCAAAACGAGUACACCUGAUCCGAAAGUGUAUACGAUUGAGGUCAUAGCACCUAGUGGAUGGCCUCUCACACUGCCUCAAUGGAAGAGAGUCGAUGAAGUGCGAAACUCCGUGGAAAAAGUAGAAACAGCUCCAAAGAAGCCUGUUAAAGAGAAGCCGUCGUCGUCAGCCAAAGAUAAAUCCGCGCCGCCGCCGUCGAUAUACCAACCUCAACCCGACGACGCGUACACAGAGUUGGAAUGCGCGUACUCAUCCGCGCUCGGUGCUCUGUGCAAGCGAGACGAUGAGAGGGACCUGCUGUUCGCUGCGACGAUCAAGGAAUGGGACGCCAGGGAACCCGGUCGUAAUAUCAGAGGAGCUCAAAUCAGAAAAGAAUUCCGUGCUCAUUUCCUUGAGGCCCUGCCCCCGCCGCCCACUGAAAGCGUGCACGUAAUGGAAGAAGUGAACGAUGAACAACUUGGUGAGGAAGAAGAGAAACAAGAACAACAGCAAACUCUUCAAGGACCCAGCCCUGUAACAGAGAGUGGCAUGAUAGAAAUGUCAGUUGAGUCGGAAGAAGAGGCUAAAUACUUAACCCUGCCUGAACAAUUGAGGGAUAAAUUCAUACCAUUGUACUUUUUACCUCUAUGUACGAAAGAACUAAACGAAGAAGAAAGCGUGGUGGUGACGCCGGACAUGGCCGAAGCUGCCAAGCAGGAUCGUCACGCUCGCCUCGAUGUGGCUCUAGAGCGCAUGCGCGAACUACAACUGUACAACGAGUUGCGCAUGCUUGGACGUCAGAGGCAGAGGGCCCGGUUGCUGGAGACACUUUUUGUGGAUUCCCACUGGAACCCUGAGUUGGCUGACGUUAUGUACGCACGAGAUGCGGCUAUAGCCCAAGAAACACUAACAAGAACUCUUUCUGCUAACAAAAAGAAGGCUGAGGCUAAAGUUAAGAAAUAA
Molecule: messenger RNA, 4380 nt
Organism: Amyelois transitella
Lineage: Eukaryota; Metazoa; Arthropoda; Insecta; Lepidoptera; Pyralidae
Exons: 26
Coding region: 1-4380 (1459 amino acids)
Biological process (GO): proteolysis
Molecular function (GO): protein binding; calcium-dependent cysteine-type endopeptidase activity
Source: RefSeq, a predicted model, not a curated record